Molecule: messenger RNA, 2184 nt
Organism: Taeniopygia guttata (zebra finch)
Lineage: Eukaryota; Metazoa; Chordata; Aves; Passeriformes; Estrildidae
Source: RefSeq, a predicted model, not a curated record
AUGAAGAGAGGCUUUCUCCGGGGGGAGAAUUCCGUUUAUUGCAAUCCAACGGGGAAAACAAUAAUCCGAAGGGAACCAGGCGGGCCGCGCCGGCAUUCGCUGGAGCCGCGCGAACAGGCGGAGCAGCACGCGCUGGAGCCGGCCAGAGGAAGCAUGGAGCAGCUUGGGCGGGCAGCAGCGCGCGCUGGUGCCAGCCAGGAGAAAGGUCUGAGCGCACUGUGCGCACGGACUAAGUACGGGACAGGGGGAAACUGGGGCAGCCAAUGGGCCCACGUCCCAGAAUUUGUCUAUGAGGAUGUUGUGAGAGAAGCUGUCAGAGUCUUGGCUGAAGCUGUGAUUACAGAAAAUAAAAGCUACAGCUGGGAAGGUUUAGGAAUGAGGGAGGUUCCUAUGACAAUUGUCACAACAGAAGUCCUCAAUUUCAGCUUCAAUGCGCUCCUUUCCCUCCAGAAUUCAACUUCUCUGACCUGAAUUCUCUACUUGGACUUAAAAAACAAGACAGUCAUUCUGGCCAGAAACCUGCUCAUGUUUCUGUCUGACACAGCAUUUGCUGGCCCACGUUCCCUAGAAAUCUUAACACAGACAGGAAUAACUAGUAUAUUCUUUAUUCCAGUGACAAAUCUUGGCAACUCAGGUAUCUUCAUCUUGGGCAGCAACCACAUCUCUUCACUGCAGCUUCCUCCCAACCUUCCCAUGCGAAACCUACUCGACUUUCAAAUGAACAACAUACAAGAAAUCACAGCAGAAGACGUCCAAGCCUUGCAGAAGACCAGCAAUGUAACUCUCAUCCUUAAAGGCAAUGACAUUACACACAUUGAAUCUGGAUCUUUUCAGUCACAUUUCUACAGUUUGGACUUAGUGGGCUGUGCUGGCAUCCCUGGGGUCCUGCUGGGAAUGCAGAACUCCACAGCCCAGACCUUUUGGCUGGGAACAUUAUAUGUUGUGUAAAAUGAGCUCUACAUAAGCCCAGAUAUUUAACAAGGCCUCUGUAGUAUCUCUGUCAAGGAUCUCUGUCUGCAGUUAUGGCACUUCAGAAAUAGAAAUGCUGACACAUUUCAGAGCUUAACCAGGCUCCGAAAGUUGGCUCUAACCCAAACCCACAUCCAUGCACUGCCCCCUGUCAUCAGUGGCAUGAGCUUGCAACAGGAGAUGGUUUUCAAUGAAAACUGCUUUGAGCGCCUCUGCAACACCAGCUCUGCUGCCUUCCCCUCCCGUACCCACCUCUACAUCAAGGGUAACUCACAAGUUCUGGAGCCAGGCUCUGGCUGUCUGGGGAAACUGGCAAAGCUUCAACAUCUAGAUUUAAGUCAGAGUCACUUUCAAAGUUGAUGCUCUAGCAAAGCACUGAGAGCUCUGAGCAGACUUUGUUACCUGAAUCUGAGCCACAACAAACACCUUAAUCUCCAGAACAUACUCAUUUAGGAGAGUGCUAGCUUAGAGCUGCUGGACUUACCCUUCAUUCCUGUCUAUAUCAACACCUUACAGAGUCCUUUCCAAAAUCUGCACUCGAGCAAUCUUUCCUCGUCCCACAGUAAUACUAGCAUUCAGCAUGUCUUUCAAGGCUUGAAAAACCUCAUGUUCUUGGACCUUAGUCAAAAUAACUUUGAUUUGGGGAUCAUACCAAAGGACAAACUGUUCCAACAACUAUCCAAUUUAGAGGUGCUAAUAUUAUCAUCCUGUGAACUGACAUCAAUAGGUAACAAAGUAUUUCACAACCUCAGGAAGUUACAACAUGUUGAUCUGAGUUACAACAAAUUUACUACAUUCAGCACAGAUGUGUUUUCAAAUCUCAAGAGUAUCUAUCUUACUUGUGCCGGUAAGAGGAUCCAUGUUGUAUCAGGUGACCAGCUAGUGCCCCUAAGUGGCCACUUUAUAAUCAAUUUAAGCUACAAACUUCUGGACUACACCUGUUCUAAGAUUGAUUUAAUCACCUAGUACAAACAACAUCUGAAUAAAAUUGAAGACCCUGAAGGAACAAGGCACUCUGAACCCAAAUUGCUAGCUGUUCAGCUGGCCACCAACUCACUUUCCUGUGGGAAGGACACGUCAGGAAUCAUUGCAGUUGAUCUUGUUUUAUCUUGUAGUGCCAUCUUCAUUUGGGGUGCUAUUUCAAGCAAAGUUUACAGCAACUGUAAGUCUAGGAUGGGGACACAGAAGAUGUCUACAGCAACUGUAUUAAGUUGA